Emiliania huxleyi CCMP1516 is the source of this 1696-nucleotide messenger RNA. It is a transcript of the gene AMI4, whose product is annotated as Formamidase. Gene Ontology annotation, molecular function: hydrolase activity, acting on carbon-nitrogen (but not peptide) bonds, in linear amides. The record is from RefSeq and is a predicted model, not a curated record. The coding region runs from base 1 to 1416 and encodes 471 amino acids. The transcript has 6 exons. NCBI's taxonomy places the organism in Eukaryota, Haptophyta, Isochrysidales, Noelaerhabdaceae.
AUGCCCGCUCAGAUGUGCACCGCCAUGAUGUCGGUCGCGAUGUGCGGCCUCCCAAGCCCACGCAGCCUCGAAUUCUCGUCCAUGCCAGCGCCAGAGUGCGAGACGAACCCCGCCGGCAAGUACGAUGGCCCCGUCGACUACACGAUCUCGGCGUUUGAAGAAUCCUGCAUCAAGACGGAGAAAAACUGCUACAACCGCUAUCACCCAGCUAUCCCGCUGGCACGACCAGAGACUUUGGCAAUGGAGGUCCCGUCGGGCUCCGUGGUCGACUUCCGUACGCGCGACCUCUGGGACCACCCCGACCCGGGGCUCACCCAGCCAUGGGAUGGAGAAGACGGCGCCUUCGCCCCCAUCCCGGACGCCGCCUUGAACUUCGACAAGGCGUAUGGCGACCUCGCCGCGGUGCACAUCAUCACCGGCCCAGUGGGUAUUGCGGGCGCCAUGCCGGGCGACAAACUGGCGAUCGAGAUCCUCGACAUCACGCCGCUCGCCCAGGGCUUCACCAUGUCCCACACGCCCCUUGGCUUCAUGAAUGGCGUCAAACCGGACGGCAACUCCCCUGAGGAUUUCAUGGCGUGGGUGACCUGGGACUACGACGCGACGACCAUGUCGUGGACGAGCCCCAGCUUCCCCGACGUCGUCGUCCCGUACGAGCCCUUCCUCGGCUCGAUCGGCGUGCUCCCGAGCGCCGAGACGGUCGCGCUCAAACUCGAGCACCACGCGACCGAGGUGGAGCUGUACGGCAAUCCGCAGUGGGCGGUCAACCCUGAGCUGGCGGUCCCCGCGGCUGUGUGCGGCGUCAAUGGCACGCACGCAACUGAAUGCCUGCGCACCCUCGCCGGCGGGGAGUACUUCGGGAACACCGACACGCAGCGCAUGGGCGUCGGGACCACGCUCCUCCUCGAGUGCGAGGUGGCGGGCUGCGGCGUCGGCACCGGCGACGUCCACGGCGCGCAGGGAGACGGCGAGGUGAGCAUCACGGCCAUCGAGAUGGCGGCCUCAGUCAAAAUGAAGCUCACGCUGGUCAAGCCUGGCGAUGCCGGCUACGCUACGCCGACGCCCGCCAUGUACGGCACCACCUCAAUCAAGCGCAUGUCGCCGGGCGAGUUCAUCUCGUUCAUGGGCUUCCCCUUCAAGAGCAGCGGCACCCUCCCCUCGCAGUACGUGUGGGCAAAGGACCGCAUCGACACGCUCGCGCUCACCUUCUUGACGGAGGUCGGCGGCUACACGUACGGCGAGGCGAUGGUCCUCGCGUCUGUCACGGUCGACCUCCGCGUCGCGCAGCUCGUCGACAAGCCGGCAGUUGGCAUGGAGGCGGUCAUCGACCUGACGGUUUUCAAGGGCGCCAAGUACGCCGCUUUCAAGCAGGCUGCCGCGUGGGCAGGCGUCUCGGACGUCGGACCAUUGAUGGGGUGAAACUGGAGGUGGCACAGCAUCGGUGCAAUCGCGCUCGGCGUGACUCCGUCCCUCUGAUCCGUGGUCGUUCGGGCGCCCUCACGGGCUCACGACCCACAAUCGAUAAUGUACGUUUCCUGCGCCCCCAGUGUAUACUUAGCGGGGGAGGGGCAGCCAUUUCCCGCAUUCCUGUCCGGAAGCGACCGAGAGAGAGUCGCGCUUGUGUGUGCAGUUUGGUGCGCAGUACCUCUCGCCCGGGAGAUGACACUUGUAACAUUUAAUUUGAAAGAUGACGCCACGA